Molecule: messenger RNA, 528 nt
Organism: Ambispora leptoticha
Lineage: Eukaryota; Fungi; Glomeromycota; Glomeromycetes; Archaeosporales; Ambisporaceae
Source: the annotation of a GenBank genome assembly
GAAGUGGAAAAUAUUCCUCAAACUGCCACCAAUACCAACACACAUUCAACUAUCGUGGCGAAUUCCGUAAAUACCAAUAAUGCUACUGCUACAAGCCCCCAUCACUAUUACCAUCAACGUCCUACUCCUUAUUCGAAACCAAAUCGAGCGCCAAAAAGACCUUUGGAUGUGUUACCGGAUUCAUUGGAUAUAGACGCGACAAUCGAUAAAAUGGAUUCAUUAUACACAACACAGUUUUACUCAUGGAUAAAAAAUCCACAGAAUCGAGAAUAUGCAGCAUUACGAUUACGACCACUUGUUGAAGAGUAUAAUAGUUUAUCACAUACUGCACGAGUUUUACGAUGGAUUGCAUCCGAUUGGAAACCAUCUGAAGCAAAAGAUUUAUUUCGUUUGGUGACAGAGAGAUGGGAUGAAGGGAAAAGACGAUGGUUGGCCUUUUUUUUAGUGAGGGCUCAACGUGAAGAAGAAGUAAUAAUAUUCGAGGAUAUGAUGUACCCGAAAACGCCAAUAUAUAACACAAAAGGAUAA